Messenger RNA from Notothenia coriiceps (black rockcod), 978 nucleotides. RefSeq names its product cGMP-specific 3',5'-cyclic phosphodiesterase-like. The record is from RefSeq and is a predicted model, not a curated record. Bases 181 to 978 code for a protein of 265 amino acids. The transcript has 3 exons. Lineage: Eukaryota; Metazoa; Chordata; Actinopteri; Perciformes; Nototheniidae.
CGCUGUUUGACCGGAGCGCGCACAGUCCCGCUGUAUGACCGGAGCGCGCACACUCCCCGGCACGGAGCAGCUCUCUCUCUGUGAGCAGCUUUCCCCCUGUUAUUCGGUACCGGGUCUCCCGUGUGUAGAUGUAGCCGGUAACCGGAGCUCUCAGCGGCACUCUGCGGUCGCCUUUGCGCCAUGGAGGACUGCUGCUCCCCGGAAAGCGAGAGGAUGGAAGCGUGGCUGGACGACCAUCUGGAGUUCUCUCACUCCUACUUUAUCAGGAAGGCGUCAAGGGAGAUGGUGAACGCCUGGUUCUCUGAGCGAGUUCACUCCAUCCAGCAGUCUUCCUGCAAAGAGAAUCCUACACAGCAGCACUCCGGCCCCCCAUCUGCCUCCACAAUCCUCCCACCUACACUCCAGGACAGCCGCUGCCCGUCCCCCAUCCCGGCCCCCAUCCCGGCCCCCAUCCCGGCCCCUGGCACCCCCACCCGCAAGAUAUCAGCGUCAGAGUUUGACCGCCCGCUCAGACCCAUCGUGGUGAAAGACGCAGAGGGCUCUCUGACGUUCCUGAGUGAUGCCGACCGGGAGACGGUCCCUCUACGCGGCUCUGUGAUGGGCGAGGGGGGUAUCGGUGGGGGGGGCAGCGCGGCAGGAAGUGACCGCUGCGCCAGGCUGCUGGAGCUGGUGAUGGAUGUGUCCAGUCAUCUGGACGUGACAGCACUCUGUCACAAGAUCUUCCUCCACAUCAACGAGCUGAUCGCUGCAGACCGCUACUCCCUGUUUCUGGUGGGCGAGGACAGCUCCAACAGGAAGUUCCUGGUCAGCCGUCUGUUCGAUGUGGCAGAGGGGUCCACGUUGGAGGAGUCCUCCAGCAGCUGCAUCCGGCUGGAGUGGAACAAGGGCAUUGUGGGACAUGUAGCCGCCACCGGACAGCCGCUCAAUAUCAAGAAUGCUUACGAGGUAGGGUUUUCAAUUAUUUUCCAUGCGUGUUGA